Messenger RNA from Drosophila busckii, 3524 nucleotides. Its product is annotated as ecdysone-induced protein 74EF. Lineage: Eukaryota; Metazoa; Arthropoda; Insecta; Diptera; Drosophilidae. The transcript is spliced from 9 exons. The record is from RefSeq and is a predicted model, not a curated record. Bases 160 to 2574 code for a protein of 804 amino acids.
GUGCCGCGUGCGCGUUCGGUUCGACUCUCUCUCUCUCUCUCUCUCUCUCUAAUAGUGGGAAACAAUUCCCAAACUGUUGCUUGUAAAUCACAGGCAAAUUCACUAUAAACGUCGUAAACAAACAUUGAACUGAAGCACAGGCGCAACCAAAAAGGAAGCAUGUUGCAAAAGCUGCAACGUCGGCGUCCAGCCAACCGGCUGUGGCUGCUGGCGCUGUGGGGCAUUUGCUUGGCCAGCCUGGGAGCCCACUGCGAUGCACGUGCGGUAAACGUUAGCAACACUUGGACCAUGCCACAAGAGGGUCUUAAUGUGUUCUAUCGAUUCUUUCGUGAUCGCAUCUCCUGGUUUGAGGCGGACGCCGUUUGUCAGUUUCAUCAUGCCAAUCUGGUGACAGUCGACAACAGUUUUCAAUUCGAUGCCACGCGCGACCUGCUAAGGGAAUUGGAUGUGAACGACAUCGUUUGGAUUGGACUCAUGCGACCGCAGAACUCGGAGCGUUUUAUGUGGUCCAACUCCCGGCCAUUGGUUGUUGAUACUGGUUACUGGGCCGAGUCGCUGCCUUUGAUGGAUGCCCCGCUGUGUGCCGUGAUUGAUCCCAUACGUGACUAUCGCUGGCAUGCGCUGCGCUGUGGCGGCCCCGAGACAGCCUCGUUUCUCUGCGAGAUGCCAGUGCCCAGCUGGGCAGAUGCCUGCAUACUCAAGGAGAUGCCCAACCUAACCAUGCAGUAUAUGGCGGAUACUGCGAGCAUCGAGCUCAUUCGCAACUGCCAGGAGGAAGGCCUGCUGCGCCACUCGUGCAAGGGCAAGGAGGACCGUGCACAUGCCAUCAAGGAGUUGAUCUGCCCCAAGGAGCGUCUCGAGGCGCAGCGCAUCAAUGACAUUGCCAACUCUCACUUCAAGUCGCUGCAGAUCAUCAACAACAUACGCACCGACAACAAUGAGAACAACGACAUUGAGCUGCAGCCCAACUACGGCAAGCUGGUGAUGCCCACUGCGCCCACAGCGGCGCCCGAGCGCUUUAGCCUCGACAAGCUAAUGCUGGCCGAUGCGCCAAUGCCCGAGCCAGAGUCCGAGCUGCAUAUACCCGAUGAGAUACCCAUGCCUGUUAAGAAGUCGGCCAAGAAGGCCAGCGAGCAGGAUGAGCACGUGAAGAAGCUGAAGACGCAGCAACAGGAGCAACAGCAGCAGCAGAAUAAACAGUCCAAGAUGACAGCCAAGCCAACCGUUCAUUUGGACAUGAUGAUGAUGGGAGAUCAGCCGGCGUUGAGCGAGGAGCAAUUGCCAGAGGAUCUCAGCGAUAUCGAUGCAUCCAAUGAAAUAUUUGAAGCUUUGCCGCAUAAGAAGAAGACAUUGCCGCAAGAUCUGAAGACAAUGCCGAUCAUUGUAGAGUCAACAACAGCAGCAGCAGCAACAACAACUCCAGCAGCAGCAGCAACUGCAAGAACAACAGCAGCAGCCACAACAACAACUACUACUACUACUGCAACUGCAACUGCAGUUACUGCGCCAUUAGCAAAAGCAACAACAAGUGCAAUCAACAUAACGCUAACAACAUCAGCUACAGAGGAAACGGAUCCGGAUGCGGAACAGGAUACAGCUACAACAGUUGUUACUGCAAUCAGCAGCACCUCAACUGCCAAGCCAACUGACAUCGCCAGCAGCAGCAGCAGCACCACAACAACAACGCCAACACCAACACCUACACCAACAACCGUGACAACAUCCGCGGUCAGCAUCGGACAUCCUUUGCAUCCGGCCCAACAGUCCCGCGAUGAGCUCGCCCAUCCACAUGCCGUCAAGGAAACGGUGGACAACUCGCACUUCAUUCCGCCCAUGCUCAUGGUCAAGUCCCACUAUGUGCCGCCGGGCAAGCAUGGCGAGCAUGGUGAGCACUUCGAGCACUUGGCGCAUUUGGAGCAUAAGCCGGAGUUGGCAGUAGCAGCAGCAACAACAGCCAUUGUCACUAGCAGCAGCACCACUGCAAUGCCAGCAACCAGUGUUGCUGCUACAACAGCGGCAGCAAUAACAACAACAGCAGCAGCAGCAGCAGCUACACCAACAACAAGAACAAGCACAACAGCGCGAGCCACAACUGCUGAGUUGCCCCAUUUGCCAGCAACCAGCACAAUUAAGCAGCCAACAGUUAAUGAAAGCGGCUUCAAGCCAAUUGCAGCAGCUACAGCAGCAACUGUAAACGCUGCAACUGCAACACCAGCAGCAGCAGCAGCAGCGGCAGCGGCAGCGGCAGCAAUUAAGCGUAACACUCCGAUGCAAAUGCAACUGCAUGAGAAGGAGAAGGAGCAGCAGAAGGAGAAGGAGAAAUUUGUAAAGAUGGUGCAGCUGGCUAAAACUGACGGCGAUAGUGAGAGUGAGGCCGAAGGAGAGAGUGUGGGUGGAGCUGUGGCUAACGCUGAGAGUGAGUCUGCGGCUGAGGGUGAGGCUGAGGCUGAGGCGGCGGCAACAACAAGACGCAACUUCCUGCAGGAGGAAACCGAGACGCCAUUUAAGCCAAAUCGACGACGCUCGCUUACAAAGCCGGAAACCGUUAGCUAUUUCAAGAAGAUCUUGGGCUAAAGCAACUUUGCAGUUAACACAUUUCCGCCGCAAAUACAAACACACACAAACACACACACGCACACACACUAUUACACUGACAGCAUCCACAGUCUGUGUUGUUUUGGUGCAGCAUAAUUGGUGUGUAAAAUGAAAUCCGCAUGCAGCUCAAAUUGAAUAAGUUGAGGCUAACUCCAUUCGCAAAGCUUCGACGCAUACCAAUGCCAUGUUGGAGGCGGCUGGAGUGAAGCUUCUUCAUCAUCAUCAUUACCCGCAGAGCAAAGCCAAAGUUUGUUACAACUCAAGCGCCGUCUUAACCGCCGGAAACUCAAGCUGUUAGUCAACGCCCAGCGGAAACGCAAAGCAUCCAAAGAAAACUCAAAGCUUUUCGCUUUGCGCUUCUCGCCUGACUGCAGGCAGAAGGUUUUAAACACCAAAUAUGUAUAAUAUUCUUUUUCUGCACCAAGCAAAUAAACAGCAAACACACACACACACACACACACACGCGUAUACAGCAAAGAGCGAGAGGCGAGAAAUUCACCCACAGUUGCAUCCUGUCUGUCAAACUGAGCAGAGGCCAAAUCUAGUCGAGUGUGAAGAAUACUUAAGUAUUAAAAAAUAAAAUUAACAAGCAUAAGAGUCUGUUGCAAUUUGUGCACAGCAUAUAACACACACAUACAUACACACACACACACACACACACCAUAGCGCUAUGAGUGUGUGAUUUUAAGCGAGAACAGCUGCUCGCAUUAAUUUACAAAAUAUUGAUGUGUAUGGCAUAAUUAAUAGAUGUUUUUUUCCGAAAAUCAGAAUCCACAAAAUACAUUAGCAAAUAUCUAUAUAUACAACAACAAAAAAUAUAUAUGUAUGUGUAUAAGAAAGCAACAAGAUUGCAGCAACAUUUUAGCCAAGCUUACAGCAACUAUUGCUAGUUAAAGCGAUCCCCCCCCCUCCCCCAAAUAUUUACCAAA